Messenger RNA from Sycon ciliatum, 2203 nucleotides. Its product is annotated as plasma membrane ascorbate-dependent reductase CYBRD1-like. The coding region runs from base 577 to 1623 and encodes 348 amino acids. The transcript has a single exon. The record is from RefSeq and is a predicted model, not a curated record. Gene Ontology annotation, molecular function: oxidoreductase activity. NCBI's taxonomy places the organism in Eukaryota, Metazoa, Porifera, Calcarea, Leucosolenida, Sycettidae.
CAACGGCGUGGCGUGGACGCGUGCGCGUGUGUGGUUUGUGCAAAAUGUUUCAGGCUACUCGUAGACCUACUACAUGACUGUAUUAUGUUUUAGUUCUGUGUCAUAGCGAUCGCUGCAGCUGUCGCCCUAGUACAUGUACUCCUGUUCUGAGUCUGAGUCUGUCCUGCGAAGCCGUCGUCUUCCUUACAUCUCAAGUACUUCAAGCAGCAAAGUCUACUAUUCUGGGCGCUUUGAAAGUCAAUGUUCCUGUUUGACAUCUGUUCCGGGUCCGACAUUCUGUCACGGCUCCUCGCCGGCAGUGCGGUCCGGAAAAGUACGGUGGAGUUUGUGACCUCCUAUUUUGUCAGCCAGUGUAGAUCUGCUGUCGACGCCCGUGCUGAUUGUGUAGCACAGUACAUGUAGCCUUGUAAGUUAGUUACUGUACUGUAGUUGUAGGGCGAGGUAGUCGAUCGUCCGGACGAGCAGCUGAACUAUCGGGAACGUCCGACCCCACGCUCACCCUUUUUAUCGCAGCACGAGCCCGCACCCAAGCGGCGGAAGCGGCAGUUUCGGAAAUCUCCCACGGCACACACAACCAUGCAGUCGUCACGCGCGAGCAGAUCGCAACCAGCAUCGGGCAAGAGUAGCGCCAAAGUGCGUCUCUUCUGGUGCGCUGUGGGCGCAAGCGUGAUGCUAUCUCUGCUGGUUAUCACGCCACUAGCGAUGGUCUGGACUAGCACGGAGUUGGGAGAGAUCAAGCGCCAGGUACAGGUGCCACUGGACCCGGAGCGCGGCAAUUCCAGUCGCCAGAACGACACGAACGAGACGGAAACGGUGCGAAGCGGUGCGGGCUUGGAGGUGCCGUGGCGAGGCGGCCAGGCCACGUUCAACUGGCACCCGCUGUUGAUGAUCAUCGCGUUCGUGCCGGUCAUGGUCCAGAGUCUGCUGACCUAUCGCAUCUACUCGCGUAUCCUGUGCACGGCGGUGGGAAAGACAGGUCAGAAGCUCGUGCACGUCACCCUGCACCUGGUCGAGUUGGUGUUGGUAGCAGUGGCUCUGGCGGCGGUGUUCGACUACCACCAUCGCCAGGGGUACCCGCACGUACGCUCGCUGCACAGCUGGAUGGGCCUGACGACGGUGGGAAUGUUUCUCGCCGUCAUGGUUUCCGGCGGCGUCUUCUACUUGCUGCCGUCGCGGCUGGUCAAGUCGGAGCGUCGGCGCGCCGCCACGCCGUACCACCGCAUGGCAGGCGUCGGCGUCAUGCUGAUGGCCUUUGCCAGUAUGGCAUCCGGCAUCAGCGAGGCGCUAGCACUGGACGGCGGUGCUGCGGUGUACCCGGCCAGCGCCAGCGCACGACUGGGCCAGGCCGUCGGCGUCCUGCUGCCGUUCGUAGCCAUCCCGGUGGCGUUCGUCCUGAGCAGGGCCGAGUUUCGCCGGCGCCUGGACCAGGUGGAGGCGAGGACGCUGAGACCGAACACUACGACGGCGGCGUCGGCAUCGCAACCGGCAUCACUGCAUGGCACUGGCGCGAUCAUGAUGGAACCGACCAAGAGCCGCCGGCAGCCCGCGGCGAGCGAAGACGAACUGGGGCAGAUGAACGGGGGCGACGAGAGGCAACCGCUGCACAGAUCGGGACACCACUAGCCCGCGCCAUUGUGAUUGGUUGGCAGGACUAUCGGGAACGUGCGACUCCGAGUUCACUUGUUUUACCGGAGCACAGACCGGGACACCGCUAGCCCACGCCAUUGUGAUUGGUUGACAUGACUCCGUCGCCCGCCACCAGAUACCAUCUAUUAGUGAUCACAGGCCCAUGACACUACUAGAAAAUACUAUGUCUAAUCCGAAUAUGCUAAGAGAACGGAAAGAAGGCUGGCUAUUUCCAAUAUUAACGUUAGUCCAUCUAUAGCAGCUGUAUCUUAAUUUUUGUGCACAUCUGCGAAAGACCGUCCUGAAAGGACACUCAGAAUUGCCUCGGUCAGAACUCUGGAGUCAAAUUUAUAAUAAAAAAGGUACUCAAUCUGCAGACCAAAAAAAGGUAUCUAUUUUUAUUGCAGCUGUGCGUCUGCUGCUCAUGUCCGUUCCGGCUUGGAAAGCAGGGUAUGUCUGAGUAGAGACAGUAUUGUUCACAACUGGCUGUGGGUGCAUGCAAACGCCAAAUUGCCGUGAAACUCGGAGUACAUGUACACGUAACAGCAACAUGAUUAUAAUCAUUAUAACCUCGUUC